Amphiprion ocellaris (clown anemonefish) is the source of this 4041-nucleotide messenger RNA. RefSeq names its product kinesin family member 3Cb (gene kif3cb). The transcript has 8 exons. Gene Ontology annotation, molecular function: microtubule binding; ATP binding; microtubule motor activity. The coding region runs from base 317 to 2644 and encodes 775 amino acids. Lineage: Eukaryota; Metazoa; Chordata; Actinopteri; Pomacentridae. The record is from RefSeq and is a predicted model, not a curated record. Gene Ontology annotation, biological process: microtubule-based movement.
CAGCGCAGGGUGUGUUCAGCGGGGAGGCUGUGUGGGCUGGGUCGGUCGGUCUGGCUGUGUGUUUUUCUCCACUAGCAGCAUCAGCAGCAGCAUCCUUUAUUAACUUGUGACAUCGCUUCAGACCUGAAAGAUGCUCAAACCGGAGGAGAAGCUGCGCGCAUCUUGAUCAUGAUCAGAUUGGCUCCCAUGAUUACGCAGCGACUUAUUGGGCUGCACGUUUACGCACCGUUAUGGGGGAGAAUUGUGGCCGCCGCCCCUGAUCAUGGCUGUUUAGGAUGAGGAUUCUAUUUGUUUUUUUAACAUUUUUUGAACAAAGAUGUCUAAAACCAAACACUGCGAGGCGGUGAGGGUGGUGGUCCGCUGCCGGCCCUUCAGCAGGAGAGAGCAGACAUCGGAGUGCGAGAACAUUUUGGAGAUUGAUGACAAGCUGGGGCAGAUCACCAUCCGGAAACCGAAGGCGCCCCCUGAUGAACCCAUGAAAGUCUUCACGUUUGAUUCAGUUUACGGCUGGAAUUCAAAACAAAGCGACAUUUACGAUGACGCGGUGAGACCUCUGGUGGAAUCCGUCCUCCAGGGCUUCAACGGGACCAUCUUCGCCUAUGGACAAACUGGAACAGGUAAAACGCACACCAUGCAAGGGGUCUCCAACGACCCAGAGAGGAGAGGGGUCAUCCCAAACUCAUUCCAGCACAUUUUCACCCAAAUAUCCAGAACUCAGAAUCAGAAGUACCUUGUGAGGUCAUCCUACAUGGAGAUCUACCAGGAGGAAAUCAGGGACCUUCUGUGCAAAGACAACAACAAGAAGCUGGAGCUGAAGGAGAAUCCAGAGUUUGGUGUUUACGUGAAAGAUCUGUCUUCUGUGGUGACCAAGAAUGCAACUGAGAUUGAGCAUGUGAUGAACAUUGGCAACCAGUCCAGGUCUGUGGGCUUCACCAACAUGAAUGAACGCAGCUCCAGAUCUCAUGCCAUUUUUGUCGUCACCGUGGAGUGCAGUGAAGUGGGGCUGGACGGUGAGGACCACAUCCGGGUUGGGAAGCUGAACAUGGUCGACCUGGCCGGCAGUGAGCGCCAGAGCAAGACAGGAGCAAAAGGGAAGCGUCUGAAGGAAGCCGCCAAAAUCAACCUGUCCCUCUCGGCUCUGGGGAAUGUCAUCUCAGCUCUGGUGGAUGGGAAGAGCACCCACGUCCCCUACAGAGACUCCAAACUCACCCGGCUGCUCCAGGACUCUCUGGGCGGCAACGCAAAGACAGUCAUGAUUGCAACAGUGGGGCCUUCGCACAAGAACUUUGAGGAAUCCCUGGCCACGCUGAGGUACGCCAGCAGGGCCAAGAACAUCAAGAACAAACCUCGGAUUAACGAGGACCCCAAAGACGCCCUGCUGAGGGAGUUUCAGGAGGAGAUCGCACGAUUGAAGGCUCAGCUGGAGGAGAGAGGGAUGCUGGCGAAGGAGAGGAGGAGGAGGAGGAAUAGUAAGAGACUGAGUAGAAGCCUGGCUGGUAUGGAAGAGGAGAUCAUCAGGGAGAUGGAGGCAGAUGUUUGGAAGACUGUGGAAGAAGAACCAGAUGUGAGACACUACAUGAAAGAGGGAGGUGACUUCCAAAAAGCUCUGACUUGCCAGGGAACCAGCGAGAAGUUAAAGCAUCUGAAUGAAAACAGGAAAAGCGUGGAGGACAUGCAGUGGGAUCAAGAUGCUUUGGAGAAGAUCAUAGAGAAAUAUAAGGCGAUGGAGAGCAAACUGUUGGUUGGAGGAAAGACUAUAAUCGAUCACACCAAUGAACAACAAAAAAUGCUGGAGCUGAAGAGACAAGAAAUUGCAGAGCAGAUAAGACGGGAGCGAGAGAUCCAGCAGCAGAUGAUGCUGCAGGAUGAAGAGACCGUAGAAAUGAGGGAGACGUUCUCCUCCCUGCAGCAGGAGGUGGAACUCAAGACAAAGAAGCUGAAGAGGUUGUACACCAAACUACAGCUGCUGAAAGGGGAGAUGAGAGACAUCAUUGAUGAACACGUCACAACCAGGCAGGAGCUUGAACAGACGCAGAAUGAACUCACCAGAGAGCUCAAGUACAAAUAUCUCUUGAUAGAGAAUUUUAUACCUCCUGAGGAAAAGAACAAGAUCAUGAACAGGCUGCAUUUUGACAGUGAGGAGGAUCAGUGGAGGCUCCAACCGGUCCUUCCGUCACAGAGUACACCCCCUCAGGUCAAGAGACGGCCUCUCUCCGCUGUGGGAUACAAGAGGCCAAUCAGCCAAUAUGCACAGAUGGUUGUUGCCACGGCUACCGGGGCCCCAUGUAGAUACCAGGCUGAGAAUAUCAUGCUGUUGGAGUUGGACAUGUCACCACCAACCAUGUUCACCCUGAACCUUCAUGGCGCUCACCUGGAGAGAGCCUUUUCUCCCAGGCUGAUACAGGAUCUUCUGGCAAGUGUUCCCAUUAGAGAGAGAAAUGCUGCUUCGUCAUCAUCAUCAUCAUCAUCUCGGGUCAGGAAAUCCCAAUCCUGGUAUCAGCCACCACAAGCAGCAUCCGUCCCAUCAUCCUCUUCCUCCACUGCUCUGACAUCAGGACCUCAGAGCUUCUUUCCCCCUCAGAGACAAAGACCAUCCUCUGCUGCAUAUCUCCCAUCGGAGGGUGCAGCUCGGACAAGCCCAUGAUUUGCAUUGACACACCUGUAAUGUGGGCGUGGCCUUAAUUUAAGGUGGCACAAGGGGAAUACAGCUAAAGGGGUCAUCUAGCAGAGAUGGAGGGGAAACUGUAGGUCUUGAUUUGAUUUUGUACCUGUUUGGAAGCUCUAGUACGCACGUACAUGAAAAACGGCUAGUUGUAUAUGGGGUUAUUUUCCUAUCUUAAAUCAAGAUUGUGGUCUUUUAAUUUGAGAGCGUUACAUCUUCAUUUUAUGUCAAUUCCGUAUUGUUUUCCCUUAAAACUCUGCCCUCUCUCUCACAUAACUGCUUGGGUGUAAAUCUGCUCUGCUAUCAGGUGAAUUGUUCUGCGUUUCCUCGUGCUCAGAUUCUUUUGCUGAAGUAAAGCGAAUGCACUUGCAAGGAUUUCGUGGCGAUUUCACUGGUCAGCAUCACACUAUUGGCAUUUUAUUGCUCUAGUGAUUUUGACAGUUUCACAAAAGAUUGUGAGAGUACAAAUCUGAGAGAAGUUUCAUAUAAAAAUGCAAGGACACACGCACCUUGUUCCAUUAAUCUGAUGACAGUUUCACAUGUUUGUGUCUGAAUUUGCACUCUGAUCGUGUUUCCGUAAAAGGUGCGCUGGCAAUCUCAAUAUGCGACACCUAGUAACAUAACCAGAUAGACAUGCACAAGUACUGGUACUUCCAGUUCUGCAUAGUGAACAAUGGAAGGAUUUUUCCACUUUUUUGCACCAGUAUUCAUCCAAAAGUGUUAUAGCAGAGACGUGCAAAAACCACAACACACCUUUCCUCAUUGAUUUUGCUCCAGAUAUAUUAGGCUUCAAAAUUAAAUGUCCAUAAUAACACACACUAAACUGAACUGCAGGACAUUUGUGCAACAAUCUGAGCACAAACAAACAAUUUAGAGCAGAACAGAUUUGCAUUUGAGAGAGCUGGCAUGGUUUUUCAGGGAAAGCAUUACAAUAAUGAUAAGACAACACUCUCAAAUUGAAACUAGGGGAAAAAACUCCAUAAAAGUGACUUUUUGGUUUAAGGAUGUUUGCCUUCUUUGUUUCUGUUGCCUAAACUGUGCAGUUUACCCAAAUAGCAUAGCCAGACCUCCCAGGUUGUCACAUAUAAUAACAGUUUUUUCAUUUAAUAUUAUUUUAUUAGUAUUUGACCCCAGUUGCAACUCUUAAAUAUUUUUUUCUUUGCACAAAAAACUAACUUUGCCAAAACGCUGAGGGCGAUGAGGGUUUUUAGCCUGUAUGCUUGAUAAACUGUUGCUUCAGCCAAUAUAAUCGUGAGCCAAAAAAAAAACAAUGUAAGGGAAGCUUGCUCUUGAUUAGCUGCCUUAUUUUUUCAUAGUUGUGUGAAACUGUGCAAAGCCCAUUUUGCUUACACAUGAAAAAUAAACAGACUGAAAUAACA